Messenger RNA from Cricetulus griseus (Chinese hamster), 609 nucleotides. Lineage: Eukaryota; Metazoa; Chordata; Mammalia; Rodentia; Cricetidae. The record is from RefSeq and is a predicted model, not a curated record.
ACGCACCUGCUCUCAAAGCUACCCAUUCCAGACAGCCAGGUCCUCACUGUCAAUCCUGCCCUGCCUGUAGAGGAUGCUGCGGAGGACUACGCCAGGAAACUGAGGCAGGCCUUCCAUGAAGACACUGUUCCUGUGUUUGACCUCCUGAUCCUGGGAAUAGGCCCGGAUGGCCACACCUGUUCUCUCUUCCCUGGUCAUCCCCUCCUACAGGAGCAAGAGAAGAUCGUGGCUCCCAUCAGUGACUCCCCAAAGCCACCACCGCAGAGGGUAACCCUGACACUCCCUGUGCUGAAUGCAGCCCAGAGUGUGGUUUUCGUGGCCACAGGGGAAGGCAAGGCAGCUGUGCUCAAGCGCAUCCUGCAGGACAAGGAUGGAGCACUGCCCGCCACCAUGGUGCAGCCGCGCACGGGCUCCCUCUGCUGGUUCCUGGACGAGGCAGCCGCGCGGCUGCUGUCUGUGCCCUUCGAGAAGCAUUCCACGCUGUAACGCGGAGUGGGCACGCGUGGGUACUCCGGGGCUGGCCCCCGGCCUCCACCCUGGGCUUUCUGGAAAAGCCUCCGGGGGUCGCGGGACUGGGCCAACUGGGAAUUAAACGGAGCAUUCCUGGAA